UGUCUGUGUGUCGGCUCGCGCCGGUCGGCAAAAAACAAAAAAAGGCAUGAAGCUAACCGAUACAGUCGUGCGGAGUUUCCGCGUUGCAAAAGUAUUUCGAGAAAAUUCAGAAAAAGUUAAUAGCUUAGACUUUUCAGCAAAUGGCGAACUCUUAAUUUCAAGCAGUGAAGACGAUCAGAUUGUGAUUUAUGAUUGCCAAAAUGGAACACCAAAAAGAACUUUAAACAGCAAGAAGUAUGGAGUUGAUCUGAUUCAUUUUACACAUGCCCCAAACACAGCUAUACACAGUUCUACAAAAGUGGAUGACACAAUUAGAUAUCUGUCAUUACAUGACAACAAAUACAUCCGGUACUUUCCAGGACACACCAAAAAGGUGGUAACUAUUAGUAUGUCUCCAGUAGAUGACACAUUUUUGUCUGGGUCGUUAGACAAGACCAUUAGACUGUGGGAUCUCAGGUCACCAAACUGCCAGGGACUGAUGCAUGUACCUGGCAGACCCGUAGCAGCAUUCGAUCCAGAGGGUUUAAUCUUUGCAGCAGGCAUCAACUCUGAGAUGGUCAAAUUGUACGAUCUGAGGUCUUUUGAUAAGGGUCCAUUUGCUACGUUCAAGCUGCAGCAAGACCGGGACUGUGACUGGACUGGGCUAAAGUUUAGCCCUGAUGGAAAGAUGGUGCUAAUCUCCACCAAUGGCCAGGUGAUACGGCUAAUAGAUGCCUUCCAGGGCCAUCCUCUGCAGACCUUCAUGGGCCACACAAAUCAGAAGGGGUUACCUUUGGAGGCUUCCUUUAGCCCAGACUCCCAGUUUGUGUUCAGUGGCUCAACAGAUGGUAAGAUUCACUGUUGGAAUGCAGAGACAGGCAGCAAAGUCUGUGUCCUCAACGCUGAGCACACGGGGCCAGUGCAGUGUAUCCAGUUUAACCCACGGUUUAUGAUGCUUUCCAGUGCUUGUAUAAAUAUGGCCUUUUGGCUACCACAGAUGGAUGAAUAGUACAUCUCAAGGCACCAGUAAGUUCACAUUCAAGACUGGCCAGCCAAAGUACCAUUUGAGCCCUAUCAAGAAAGUUUUCAAUCAAAACAAACUGCUUGUCAUAAAUAUAGAAUUGAAAACCAUCUGGAUAUUUGAGUUUUGAAUUCAUGUCCCAGGAAUCCCAAUAGAGUUAUGUGCCUUCCACUCUUACUUUUGCCAGAAUUUUCUUUUUAAAGGUCUACUUUUGUCUCUGUAAGAUAUCACUGCCAAAAGAGUGGUACAUGCAGUUACUGGCUACGUUCAUGGGCAGAAUUAUUUUAUGAUGAAGCAGUGAUUUGAUAGGGGAAUUAAAUUGGCAGACCUGCCAGAAAGAAUGAAGGUUGCCAGUGCCCUCGCUUAGGGUGUUGUUUGGAAAGUCUGCAAGGCAAAUGAUACGAAAGAUUCAUUAGAACGUGAAUUUAUGUUCUCUAUUGUCACUGUCAUCAAUCUGGGCAAUGUUAAAACCCCAGGCAUUGUUGGUGUAAGAGAUGUCAUGAAUGGUACAAGUUCAUGCGAGAGACAGCUGUGUUGAUAUGCAAGCUGUGAAAAAAGUUUCUGAGGUUUAAAUCAGAACAGGGGAAUGGAUUUAGUUGUCAAUUGUUUGCCAACAUUAGUUGGUUCUACGGCUAAUGUAUUUUGUGGAAAGAAAUGAUCAAUGUAAAAUAUGAUAAUAUGUUGUGUUGUCAUGUCCAUAGCAGCAUGUUACAACAGAUAGUUGUGGUAAAUAGUAGUAGUUUUAAAAACAAUGUGCAAAUGCCUAUGGUCAAUAUUUUAUUAUUACCAAUAAUUGUGUUACUUUAUACAAAAAUCCCCAUUGAGUUCAUUAUUCUAUAAACAUGAUAAUUUAAUGUAAAGCAAUAAGACAAGGUUAAGAAAGUAUCAUUCUGUAAAUUAUCAUCAACUUUCUGCUUUGGAGAAAUACAACAAACACCAGUUACUGAAUUUGUAUGUUCUGUAUUUUAGUACAUAGUUGUAAACUGUAAAAUAUGUUUCAAGAAUUAAACUUUUUAAAUAAUAA
This is a messenger RNA of Lingula anatina, 2024 nucleotides long. RefSeq names its product WD repeat-containing protein 82. Gene Ontology annotation, molecular function: chromatin binding; protein binding. Lineage: Eukaryota; Metazoa; Brachiopoda; Lingulata; Lingulida; Lingulidae. Gene Ontology annotation, cellular component: Set1C/COMPASS complex. The record is from RefSeq and is a predicted model, not a curated record.